AUGCGAGUUCAGGAUUUAUUCACUGCUAUCCUCAUCAUGAUUCAAGAUGUAUCUCCAUUUUUACAAACUAUACUUGGUACUGGUUUAACAUGGUUUCUCACCGCUCUGGGUUCUGUAUUCUGUUUUAUUAUUUCUAAUCGUCCUACCAGUCUACAGAAUCGGAUUCUCGAUGGGAGUUUAGGUUUCUCUGCAGGGAUUAUGCUAGCUGCAUCAUUCUGGUCGCUUUUGGAUCCAGCUCUGGAGAUGGCUAAAGUGGAAUACUUUCUACCUGCACAGUGGCUCGAAACAGUACCAGAGAUGACAGAUGAUUCUUUGUGUUACCCAUUGCGUAGUCUGAAUCCCAAUAAGUUUGAUGAAUCCCGGAAUAAUGUUGACAGUUUGAUCAAAGAUUACUGUGAAUCUGAUCUCAGAUUACGUGGGGAAAAAACUUCGCAGAAUAUAUCUUAUGCACACUCAUCAUCUUUAUCGGUAAAAGAUGGUAACGAUAAAAAACAACCUCCGAAAAUGCUAAUGACUCGACGGUUAUGGCUUCUUCUCAUUGCAGUUACCGUUCAUAAUAUACCUGAAGGUCUAGCUGUUGGUAUAGCUUUUGGCGGAGUUGGUCAAUAUCCGGAGGCUACUUUUUCACGUGCGUGUAACCUGGCGAUUGGCAUAGCUAUCCAAAACUUUCCUGAAGGGUUGGCUGUCAGUUUACCAUUGUAUUCAGCUGGUUAUGGAUUUUUGAAGAGUUUAUGGUAUGGACAGUUGUCUGGUCUUGUAGAACCUUGUGCUGGACUUAUUGGUUGUUUAGCCAUACACUUUUUUCGAAGACUUCAGCCAUAUGCACUGGGUUUUGCUGCUGGAGCAAUGAUAUUCGUAGUAUUCGAUGAUGUUAUGCCUGAAUCUCAGUCCAGAGGACACGGCCGACUAUCAUCUAUAAUGGCUCUGAUUGGCUUCGCCACUAUGAUGUCUUUGGAAGUGAUCACGGAGUCCAGUUGA
This is a messenger RNA of Heterobilharzia americana, 978 nucleotides long. The record is from the annotation of a GenBank genome assembly. Lineage: Eukaryota; Metazoa; Platyhelminthes; Trematoda; Strigeidida; Schistosomatidae.